This is a messenger RNA of Scomber scombrus (Atlantic mackerel), 1073 nucleotides long. It is a transcript of the gene nitr13, whose product is annotated as novel immune-type receptor 13. The annotation marks the transcript as partial. Gene Ontology annotation, biological process: response to bacterium. The transcript has 5 exons. Lineage: Eukaryota; Metazoa; Chordata; Actinopteri; Scombriformes; Scombridae. The record is from RefSeq and is a predicted model, not a curated record.
UUAGCUCUGAUUCAAACUACAGAGAUUCCUCAACAGAUCUCUUUGACUGUGGCUGAACUUGGUGAUAAUCUGACUUUGACAUGCCCAAUCUUUGAGGAGGAGGCUGGGUUAUUUUACUGGUAUAAACAGAGUUUUGGAUAUAUGUUCCAGACUAUUGCUAUGGGAUCUUUUGGCAAAAUCCCACUUAAAACACCAUUUAAUGACUCAAGAUUCAACGUUACAAAAGGCAAUACCCAUUAUUUUCUUAACAUCAGAAAUGUAAGCAAAGAAGAUGAAGCAACAUACUUUUGUCAAGCUGGAUCUGCAUACGUAAUGAACUUUAUUAAUGGCACACAUCUGGCUGUGAAAGAUCAUAGAGAACAGCAGAACUCUUUCUACGUGAAACAAAUUCCGAAGUCGGAGUCAGUCCAGUCGGGCAAGUCAAUGACUUUGCAGUGUUCACUUCUUUCCAAGAAGAAAGAAAACAGAGCCCAGUGUCCAGACCAACGCAAUGUGUACUGGUUCAAAGCUGGAUCAGCAGACUCACACCCAGGUGUCAUUUACACUGAGAAAACCAGCUGUGAUGAACAAGAGGAAAGGAGCUGUGUCUACAGUCUGUCCAAAACUAUACAGAACUCCUCUGAUACUGGGACUUACUACUGUGCUGUGAUCUCAUGUGGACAGAUCCUGUUUGGAGAGGGAACAAAAGUGGAGAUAGGACAAAAACUGUGUCCAUUUCUCAUUGUGCUUGGGACACUGCUGGCCUGCUGUGUGAUUGUGAUUGCUGCUCUGAUUGUCUUCAGGAAUCGAAGGUCAGCUUGUAAACAUUGCAAAGGAAGAUUAACGGCUUCUUAUCAUGUUGGAAAUGAAAGACCAGCAGAGGUCCAACCAAGUACUGAGGAUGGUGAUGCAACAGCACUGAAUUAUGUAGCACUGGAUUUCCCCUCAAGAAAAGCUAAAAGAUUGAAGAAUAAAAGCGAGUUACCACAGGACUGUUUGUACUCUGGCAUGAGAGACUGACAGUGAAAUCCCCAUGAUGAAGAAACAUCUGAUAUGUGCAUUGUCAGAUACAAUUCCUGUUUAGGAGAAGUAAG